Drosophila miranda is the source of this 3270-nucleotide messenger RNA. RefSeq names its product calcium/calmodulin-dependent protein kinase type II alpha chain (gene CaMKII). The transcript has 16 exons. Bases 407 to 2002 code for a protein of 531 amino acids. Gene Ontology annotation, biological process: protein phosphorylation. The record is from RefSeq and is a predicted model, not a curated record. NCBI's taxonomy places the organism in Eukaryota, Metazoa, Arthropoda, Insecta, Diptera, Drosophilidae. Gene Ontology annotation, cellular component: cytoplasm; neuron projection. Gene Ontology annotation, molecular function: calmodulin binding; ATP binding; calcium/calmodulin-dependent protein kinase activity.
CUCGUCAUUCAGUAUUGAAUUCGAAUUUCAAGCAAACGGACGUUCUUUAAAUUUCUAUAUCUAUUUUUACUCGUCGUGUGUUCUCAGUUCGCUAUAUCAUACAAACUUAUACAUAGAUAUACAUAUGUAUGUUCGCAUAUCGGAACUUUUAUUUUUCGUAUUGACAUUUAACUAUUGUCAUAAUUAACAUUUUCUGAUUCCCCGAUUCACUGAUAUAUGUAUUCGUAAUACAUUAUUUUUAGUGAACCAAACUAAUACAUCAUAACGUUCAUUUAUAAGGCAAAAAUUAACAACUUUGAAAGUGGAAUAUAGCCAAACUGCAUAAUCACAGAGAUUGAGGCAAUUUUAUACAACGCCUUGCUGACAAUUUAUUGCCGAAAUAGAUUUUCUUAAGUGUGCCAUCGCGAUGGCUGCUCCAGCAGCCUGUACGCGUUUUUCAGACAAUUACGACAUCAAAGAAGAGCUAGGAAAGGGUGCCUUCUCAAUAGUAAAAAGAUGUGUCCAAAAAUCAACUGGAUUUGAAUUUGCUGCAAAGAUUAUAAAUACCAAAAAGUUGACAGCAAGAGAUUUUCAAAAACUAGAACGUGAAGCUAGGAUCUGCCGAAAAUUACACCAUCCAAAUAUUGUGAGAUUGCAUGACAGUAUCCAGGAGGAGAACUAUCAUUAUCUUGUUUUUGAUCUUGUAACUGGUGGUGAACUUUUCGAAGACAUUGUUGCACGCGAAUUUUAUUCAGAGGCUGAUGCAUCACAUUGUAUUCAACAAAUAUUGGAAUCGGUCAAUCACUGUCACCAAAACGGUGUGGUGCAUCGAGAUCUGAAACCUGAGAAUUUACUAUUAGCUAGUAAGGCAAAGGGUGCAGCUGUGAAACUCGCUGACUUUGGUCUAGCCAUUGAAGUUCAAGGCGACCAUCAGGCCUGGUUUGGAUUUGCUGGCACACCGGGUUACCUAUCGCCGGAGGUAUUAAAAAAGGAGCCCUACGGAAAAUCGGUAGAUAUAUGGGCAUGUGGAGUAAUUCUUUACAUACUUUUGGUGGGUUAUCCACCAUUUUGGGAUGAAGACCAACAUAGAUUAUACUCCCAGAUAAAAGCAGGAGCCUACGAUUAUCCUUCGCCAGAAUGGGAUACAGUAACACCAGAAGCAAAAAAUUUAAUUAAUCAAAUGCUAACUGUGAAUCCAAAUAAACGAAUAACCGCAUCCGAGGCUCUGAAGCACCCAUGGAUUUGUCAAAGGGAACGUGUGGCAUCUGUUGUGCAUCGUCAAGAAACCGUGGACUGUCUCAAGAAAUUUAAUGCACGUCGUAAGCUUAAAGGAGCUAUACUUACGACAAUGCUGGCUACUAGAAAUUUUUCUAGCAGAAGCAUGAUAACCAAAAAGGGUGACGGAUCUCAAGUCAAGGAAUCAACUGACUCGUCUAGCACCACCCUUGAAGACGACGACAUAAAGGAAGAUAAAAAAGGAAUCGUUGAUCGCAGUACCACAGUCAUAUCGAAAGACCCCGAAGAAAUAAGGAUAGUGUGUCCUGCUAAAACUUGCCAGCAAAUUUCUGGAAACUCACAGUGCUCCUCAGCAGCUAGACGACAAGAGAUAAUAAAGAUCACUGAACAGCUGAUUGAAGCAAUAAAUAGUGGUGACUUUGAUGGAUACACUAAGAUUUGUGACCCUCAUCUAACUGCCUUCGAGCCAGAAGCAUUAGGUAACCUAGUCGAAGGAAUUGAUUUCCACAAAUUUUACUUUGAAAACGUUCUUGGUAAGAAUUGUAAAGCCAUUAACACAACAAUAUUGAAUCCCCAUGUACACUUAUUGGGUGAAGAGGCCGCUUGCAUCGCAUACGUCAGGCUAACACAGUAUAUUGAUAAACAAGGACAUGCUCAUACCCAUCAGUCAGAGGAGACGCGCGUCUGGCAUAAACGCGAUAACAAAUGGCAAAAUGUUCACUUUCACCGAAGCGCAUCAGGAAAAAUAAGUGGAGCUACUACAUUCGAUUUUAUACCACAGAAAUAAGUUGCAUCAAUCGAUGGAUUGCAUUCAUCUCACCAAAGAUAAAAAGUCUAGUUGUGCAGUUCAAGCAGUUGAAUGUGCUACAUUCAUUUGCAGUUGACACAAAAAUGGUGUCUUACAUAUACAAAAGUUUAUUGUAAAGUUGAUAAUUUGUCUAAAUUAUAUUUAAUAUUUAUUUUAUGUUUAUAUUUAUAUUCUUAUAAAUACAAUCUAAGUCGAAGAAAAAUGAAAGUCCAAGUCAAGGCUUAUAAAUUCCACAGAAAGUUAAAGAUUAAACAUAAAAAACAGUAUAUAAUGAAAACUACGUUUCGUAGCCAACAUAUCUGUGGGAGUAAAAUAUGUAACUGGAGAACAUCAUGUUUGUAAAUCUUAAUGUGGGAAUGUGUUUCUGGAAUGGCCUGGUUUGCCUAUGCAAAGUCCUACUGACCAUCAGAGACUUUGGCAAAAAACAAAAAAAAUACGAAAACUAUAAAAACCUAAUAAAUCUUUACUUACUCUUCUAAAAAUGCCUGCAAACAUUGUUAAUGUAUGUAUCUGAAUACUUAUAAUCAUUUGUUUAUCUGCAUAAGCACUUAAUUAUUCACGUUCGUAAAAUACAUAAACAAAAAUAUAUAGCAUAUGAUUAUAUGUAAUCGCAAAUAAAUGUGUGAAUAAAACCAAAAAUUAAUAACGCAAUUUAAUAUAAAAUGUAUCACGAAAGUGUAAAGCAUUAGAUAAUUACAAAAUAGCAUUUAAAAAUUAGAAAAGAAAUAUAUAUAAAUUUAAAUCCAAAUAAAUUAGCUAAUUGUUAUAAAAAAUUUAGAUGGAAAUGAUUUGGCGAUGCUUUUCAUGAUUCAUUACAUCACCAUUACGUACAUACAUCAUACAUCGCCUGUCUGUCCGCAUCCUAGCCAUUUCAUAUGUACCUUAUACAUAUGAAUUAAUGAUUCAUGCGUCUGGGGAUGCAGUGCAUCUUCGACAAGACAAGAAUUAAAUAGAGGUUUUAUUAUUACAUAAAUGAAUAAUAAUGGUCUUCUAAUAAGUAAUAUGAUUUAUCUAAAUUUUAUAUGCAUAUUUCAAUAUCAUAAAAAAUGUUAAAAAAAAUUUACAAUACAAUUUAAAAAGCAGAGCGACGAGAUUAUUUAUCCUACGAUAAUUACAUUACAGAUAAUAUUAUGAGAUAAUUUUCAUAUUUUUUCCAGUUCAGAAUUUAGAUCAAAUUAAGUGUUUUAGGUUAAGCCUCUAACUAUGUAUGUAUAUCAUGUGUAAGUGUAUCUUUUAUUGUGAGCAGG